AUGAGUCCUAGUUAUGGCAACUUGAAGGCUUACAACUACACAGUUCCCAAGCUGACAAUGGCUCAACCACACCUCGCUUUAGUCUUGACAAAUAUAGAGAGCUUAACAAGUAGGAAACAACACAACCAGCUUGGGAACUGGAUAUUUGGCCAUCAUAAUAUACUCACAAAAUUAAAUUGUAUGGCUGGAGAUUCUACCUCCUCAAUACUAAAUCUGUUCCUGCUGCGGAUAACUGUAGAAGUGUUCUGGAGUGGUAGUCGCAGACUUAUGACUACACCGCGGGAGGAGCUAACCGUCAGUUCCAUUUGGCUUUCUGUGCGUAGAUGUCAGCUCGGAGAUUCUGCGCAAAGCAAAUGCCAAGAAUCUCUUGAUUUAGGUGGUGGUGUAACAAUAAAUGCAAGUGACUACUUUAAAUUCAGACGUACUAAUGCAAACCGAUAUAUCAACGACCUCCUGAGAUAUUUCUUUCCAUUGGAAGUGUUAGCCUCAUCGUCUCUUACUGGUGGAGAGUGUUUUGCAAAUAAAGACAAAGGCCCAUCGAAUAAGAAUCAGCUAGACCCAUGCAUCAUUCGGGUCAUCACACAUGAUGCAAUCCGGAAUUUCCCCAACAUUGAUGAAAAGCAAGUGAGGAAUGCGAUUCGUCGCAAAUUGAACACUGAGUCCAGGAUCUUUCGCAGUCAAGAGAAAUUUGGUGGGCCUGGAAAAAGAAAUGGGGCUCAGCGACGUAGAAGUCGCUUCUCAGAGUCUCCCAGAGCACUGGUUUCCAUAGAGAGGUCAGACCGAGAGAAGGACAAAGGUCCUGCUAUGGUCACCCCAAAUGUUACUGUUGAAAAGGCACCGUCCAAGGAAGCUCGUCGAUCCUCAUACUCAUCCCCAGGAGGACAGAUUCAGCAAGGGUCGGAAAAAGAUGGGAAGAGAGAUGGAGAACCAUCUUAUUUCAACAGGCAGGAAAAAUCCACACCAAGAGUUAGUGACCAGCACCAGCCCUCAAACAACUCUGCCACCCCGACCCCCGUUGCUACCCCAAGCCUUCCAUCUUCAUCCUCUUCACCUGUGACCACCAGUGACAAGACCUUUAAGCUUUGUCAUGAGAACCUGGUAAAGGCAGAGCUGCCCAGCACUGCCCAGUACUUGCCUCAGGAGUAUUCAUACCCUGCAGUGAUGCCACCUCAUGUCAGUCAGGCCUAUUUACCACACCACAUGGCUGCUGCUGAUCCAACAUAUUUGCGAAGAUUGGAAAUGACUCAGGGGGCUCCACAUCCUGCUGCACUCUCUUAUACGUAUCCACACACAACCUUACCAACCUCUGAGUCUAUGGAACCUAGCCUUCACAUGUAAUAUUAUUUGAUAUAGUGCAGCAUCCAGUGCAAAUGUAGAUGUAAUACUUGCUUUGUGGAACAGAGUCCUAUGUAAUUUUUUUUCCUGUUUCUUUUCUCAGUUAUUUCUAUAUCAGUGCAUUGCAUUGUUAGGAAAAUGAUCUGAUAAUUCAACAAUAUUUUUAUUACUACUAUUACUACCACCAUUGCUUUUUCUUUUUUUCUUUUUUAUUCUUAUUAAUUUUUUUUAGAAGUAUUUCUAAAAAAAAUUCAAAUAAAGAGGAUAGGAAAUCUUAGGUUUAGUGUGUGAAAGGACCAGAGUAUAAGAAAAUAAAGGUUAUGCAUACAUACAUACCCAUACAUACAUAGAUACAUAUGCAAAUGUACAGAUACAUGCAAUAAUAUAUACAU
Messenger RNA from Penaeus monodon (black tiger shrimp), 1727 nucleotides. RefSeq lists its product as uncharacterized. Gene Ontology annotation, biological process: negative regulation of Notch signaling pathway; positive regulation of neuron differentiation. Gene Ontology annotation, molecular function: transcription corepressor activity; DNA binding. The record is from RefSeq and is a predicted model, not a curated record. The transcript has 5 exons. Lineage: Eukaryota; Metazoa; Arthropoda; Malacostraca; Decapoda; Penaeidae. Gene Ontology annotation, cellular component: nucleus. Bases 1 to 1338 code for a protein of 445 amino acids.